This is a messenger RNA of Fragaria vesca subsp. vesca, 1656 nucleotides long. Its product is annotated as GDP-mannose transporter GONST1-like. The coding region runs from base 235 to 1245 and encodes 336 amino acids. The record is from RefSeq and is a predicted model, not a curated record. Gene Ontology annotation, molecular function: GDP-mannose transmembrane transporter activity; antiporter activity. NCBI's taxonomy places the organism in Eukaryota, Viridiplantae, Streptophyta, Magnoliopsida, Rosales, Rosaceae. The transcript is spliced from 9 exons. Gene Ontology annotation, cellular component: Golgi apparatus.
AAAGCAAGAACAUUUAAAUCAAAAGCCUCUCCCACUUCUACUCAACUCAUCUUUCUUCUUAAAGACUCGACCUUUCUACUUCUCUCCCUUCCAAUUCAAUACCCUUUUGAUUCUUCUUCACCUCUCGCGCCUCUCUAGCUCUCAGAAACUUGAUGGGUUCUCUGUGAUUCCAACUCUUUGUGUAGAGCUGCUGAGGUUUUUGACUUGAACUGGGCUCAAAGGUUUUGAUUUUCCAUGAAGCCUUUUGAAAAGAAUGAAGCUGAUUUGGAAGAUGGAAAGUUGGACAAAGACAGAGUUAAAACACCACGAAGUAAUAAGGUGGUCAAAAUACAAAACCAGGCCCUGUUGUCUGGUCUUGCGUAUUGCAUAUCUUCAUGCAGCAUGAUACUAGUUAACAAAUUUGUGCUCUCCAGUUAUGAUUUUAAUGCUGGAAUUUCUUUGAUGCUGUACCAGAACUUCAUCUCCGUUAUUAUAGUGUCUACAUUAAGUUUGCUGGGGGUAAUAUCAACAGAACCACUAACAUGGAGAUUGGUUAAGGUCUGGUUGCCUGUGAAUGUUAUAUUUGUUGGGAUGCUCAUUACAAGCAUGUUUAGCUUGAAGUACAUCAAUGUAGCGAUGGUCACAGUCCUGAAGAAUGUUACUAAUGUGAUAACUGCUGUUGGUGAAAUGUAUCUGUUUCAGAAGCAUCAUGACAGCAGAGUAUGGGCAGCUCUGUUUCUAAUGAUAAUCUCUGCAAUUUCGGGAGGGGUGACUGAUUUAUCUUUUCAUGCAAUCGGCUAUGCGUGGCAACUUGCCAACUGUUUCUUAACUGCAUCUUAUUCUCUGACUCUACGGAGAGUCAUGGAUACAGCAAAGCAUGUUACAAAAUCUGGAAAAUUGAACGAGUUUUCUAUGGUCCUGCUAAAUAACUCCCUUUCUUUGCCUCUUGGGAUUCUUCUUAUUUUUGUUUUCAAUGAGGUCGAUUAUCUCUUUACCACCCCACUACUGAGAUUGCCAUCCUUCUGGUUGGUAAUAACACUAAGUGGAAUUUUGGGUCUGGCAAUCAGCUUCACUUCAAUGUGGUUUCUUCAUCAAACAGGUGCUACAACAUACAGCCUUGUAGGUUCACUGAAUAAGAUCCCCCUAUCUGUUGCCGGUAUCGUACUUUUCAAGGUCCCGACCAGUUUAGAGAACUCUGCAAGCAUAUUCUUUGGUCUUUUGGCGGGAGUAUUUUUCGCUAGAGCCAAAAUGCGGGAGAGAUCUUAAUCUGGAACAGCUUUAACUUGUUUGUAUUACUUGAUGAUGAAAUGUUUUACAAUGGGAAAACCAUUCUGCUUUAACAUCUCAUGCUUCAACUCUUGGAAAUCAUUGAGAUAUUCUCAUGAAGUCUGGUGAAGUGACUGAUAAACAAGCAAGGAAGAUUUUGCCUAUUUGAGUGUGCUGUGGUAUAGUAUCUGGGAGUUCCCCUCUAACGUCAACAGGCCUCCGGGAAAUGUUGUAUUUUAUUAUAUGAAUAGCUCAGAACCUUACCACUAAUUUUUUUCACCAAUUUGUAUUGUGCAUUUGUGCUGCAACUCAUUCUUAUGUAAUAUGUAUCAUCUUUUCUAGUCUUAUUCAAACAAUAUCUCUGUAAUUCAUAUGCGAAAUUAAAAGAUAGAAGAGCCUCAUGCUAAUGGU